Messenger RNA from Aspergillus alliaceus, 2178 nucleotides. Its product is annotated as Rad21/Rec8 N terminal domain protein. Gene Ontology annotation, molecular function: protein binding; chromatin binding. Gene Ontology annotation, cellular component: synaptonemal complex; cohesin complex. Gene Ontology annotation, biological process: synaptonemal complex assembly; mitotic sister chromatid cohesion; replication-born double-strand break repair via sister chromatid exchange. Lineage: Eukaryota; Fungi; Ascomycota; Eurotiomycetes; Eurotiales; Aspergillaceae. The transcript is spliced from 7 exons. The record is from RefSeq and is a predicted model, not a curated record. Bases 1 to 2178 code for a protein of 725 amino acids.
AUGUUCUACAGCCAUGAAAUGCUCACAUCACCCGAUCAUGGGGUUGCUACAAUAUGGCUGGUCGCGACCCUGGGAUCAAAAUCCAUCAGCAGAAAACUCAAUAGAAAGACCAUAUUAGAUGUCGACGUUCCGAGGGCCUGUCAUGUUAUCAUGGACCCGGGGGCGCCAAUGGCACUGAGGCUCCAGGGUAACUUGCUCUAUGGAGUCUCUCGAGUGUACAGCCAACAGUGUAGCUACACUCUUACAGACGUCCAAACAAUGCACGAUAAAAUGCGAGCAAUGUUGAAAGUCCUACCGGGGGGCGGCUUAGAUCCAACUGCCGGAAAGGCUAGACCUGAUCAGCUUAUCCUACCUUACGACCCAUCAUUUUUACCAGAGUAUGAUCUCCCGGGAAUGAGAAUAGACCUUUCUAAGCUUUCCCUACCACUCGACACUGUUACAAGCCAGCAGUCCGACCUUCUAUGGCCGAAGACACCAGAUCUCUGCCAGUCUGAUCUCUCGCAAAGCCCCAGCCUACGACUUAGUUUCUCAUAUAAUGAUAUGAUAAUGAGGGACGCAGAUGGACUUGAUUCCGAAAUCAACGUACCUAGCUCUGUUCCUAGAAGCUUCGAUCUGGGCGGUUUCGGAGCUACAACUUUCGAUGAAGAAGCUGGUAUCCUCCUCCAACCUGACUUUGCAUUUGACGAGGAUGGAAAUCUUAUCGAGCUUGGUAUAGCGAGCCGACAAACCGCAAAACAGGACGGAACAAGUCGGCAUGUUAUUGAAUCACUUGUUCCAGACGAAGCAAGAAUCAAUGAAUUGAACGAUCUUACAUUUGACUAUCAGCCAAUGCCAGUCGACAAAGAGAUGGGGACCACUGUCAAGUAUCAGUCCGAAAGGCCAUACCAUGCCGGUCAAGCUACUAAGAGAUGGCGUAGUGAGUCCGAAUCAACUGACGAACUUCAGCGUAUCCCAGAUGAGGGUGCAGCAACUAUGCGUCAAACACGGCGAGCCCCUAGAAUACAAACAUGGGAUGAUCGGACUGCUUUACGAAAUACCGAAUUAACUAAUCUUAACAGCGAUUAUAUGCAGAACAUGGCUAUAGCUUCAAAGCAGAAACUGAAGAAUAAACUUCCAACGCAAGCAAAGAAGAAUGCUGCUUUCUGGGUUCUCGGACAAGGAAUUGGCUCAGUAGGGCUCGGAUUGGGUGCAUUCCAUGUACCACAUCCUUUGCAGCAGUUUUCAGGAGAGGAACUUUAUAGUGCUCUCGAUCCAACUACAAGACAUAGAGGGCACAAGAGGAAAUGUUUUCCCAGCGAAGACAGUGAAACAGGCUCUGAUGUACGCCAUGUCCGUGCUAGAGAAGGAUAUGAGGAACAACUCGGUCGAGGUGGGCCUGUCGAUGAACAUGGCACUUGGCAAGAGGAAAUUGAAAUUGGUCGUCAUGCUCCGCCCGUUUUCCACGAUGAUAACUCGUUCUCAUCCCAGAUGCCUUGGAAUAUCACAGCUUCUGUCCAGAGCUCUCAGCAUGGGUCAUCUGCAGCAAGUGGCCUUCGUGGAAGAGCAAGUGUAAGCGAAACUUUGGCUUCACGAGACAGAGAUCCCGCUGCAUCACUUGCAGAACGUGGACGGUCACGUAACCGUCUAACUAGCGCAAGUCCUCUUGCCGGUAGAGGUUUUGCAUUCGACGCGGAUGCUUUUGACAACCUAAUAUUACCUGAAAACGAUGACAUAGAUGUUUUGGGAAACUUUGACUUGACCCAAUAUUUACAGACUGAGCUUUUCAGCGGCGAUUAUGCACACACCGGGGAUAAUGGUCACUCAAGUAGGUACAACCAUCAGUUGGCUCUUCAGGACCGACUAUCAAAAUCAAGCCUGGAUCAAGAAAGCUUGAACUUCCUUGACUUUCUGACAACAAAGCUCGGAGAAAUGCCCAUUAAACACGUUCAUGGACCAGAUGAAGACGUUUUUUACACCUCACCGGACAAUUCUCCUGACAGAAGGGCAAUAAGUUUCUCAGCACUUCUGCCACCAGGGGAAACUUCUCACUCCGUUGCCACACAUGGCUUGAUGCAUAUACUUACACUUGCAACUAAAGGCUUUUUGCUGGUUCGUCAGGAAGCAUACGAAGAUUGGAGCACUCAGUAUCAUAUCCGGUAUGAGUUUGGAGAGAUCUUCUUACAGCUAUCAGAGAUGUAG